This is a messenger RNA of Effrenium voratum, 601 nucleotides long. The record is from the annotation of a GenBank genome assembly. Lineage: Eukaryota; Dinophyceae; Suessiales; Symbiodiniaceae.
AGCUCAUCUCACUUUCGGGAUGCGACACUUGCUGUGCCAUUUGUGGCUUGCGGCGGCCAGGUGGCCUCCCGAGAACCCGCCUGUGGCAAAGCAUAGCAAAGAUGUGGAUGUGUAAGAACGACGUGGCUUGACUGGCGCAGGCCUAACUUACCGGCCACACACUUGCUGGCCCGUGCGGGGUGAUGGCUGGGGUUGUGACUACUAUGGUGGACGAUACUUUUGCAGCGGCGGGCCCUGGUCCUGCAAAAGCGGAUUUGGGAAGAUCUCCGGCAACGGCUGCCACUGCUGGAGCGGGUACCGCGGCUACGCCAAGUGCUGCCCCUGCCCCGCUGUGGAGAACUGUGCCAGGGAGCACGUCACCUGCAGCACUGCCCGGAAGGCUGCUGGAGGCUCCCUGCUGCAUUUGCAGCCAUCUCGCUGCGCUCUAUGCAACCCAGGUUACAUGUUGAGUGACAAUGACACGGCUUGCGUGCCGGGGUGAGGCAGCUUCGCCUUUUGCCGCUGUACAGCUCUUGGCCCAGACCAUAGAGGCCAAGAGAGGCUUAGCACGCCUUCCUUCUCAGGAGCUUUCUUUGCAAGCGCCUUGUCGCCUUCGCCAGGC